Musa acuminata subsp. malaccensis (wild Malaysian banana) is the source of this 3557-nucleotide messenger RNA. RefSeq names its product retinoblastoma-related protein. Gene Ontology annotation, molecular function: RNA polymerase II transcription regulatory region sequence-specific DNA binding. Gene Ontology annotation, biological process: negative regulation of G1/S transition of mitotic cell cycle; cell differentiation; regulation of transcription by RNA polymerase II. Lineage: Eukaryota; Viridiplantae; Streptophyta; Magnoliopsida; Zingiberales; Musaceae. Gene Ontology annotation, cellular component: chromatin; nucleus; transcription regulator complex. The record is from RefSeq and is a predicted model, not a curated record.
AGGCGUAAGGGGCAAGGAAGGGGUCAUCGUCGUGGAUCUUAGCUCAGAUCCCUCGACCGACAUCCGAAUUGCCUCCCUGCUCCUAUUGGGAAUCAAACUGCCGCCGUGCGCGCCCAGAUCACCGCCUCGAUCGAGUGACGACUCGUCACGGUUGUCACGUCUUAGAUCGAUCCCUUGGGCAAGAUCCGUCGAUUUCCCGCCUGCUUUAAUUCAUCUUUUAGGGUUUAGCUGCGGCAGCUAUUUAGCUCGAUGAGCCCCGGCGUGGGUGUCGCGCAUAUGGAGGACCCCAAGCCUCUGAUUUCUUCUGCAGAUGAUCGAGGCGGCGAUAGAAUUGUCGAUCGAUUCGCCGAUCUGUGCAAGGGAUUGGCUCUUGGUGGCAAUACCGAGAGAGAAGCGAUGAAUGUGUUUAAAGAAGGCAAAAAUCUGUUCUUUGCUUCUGUGACAUCAUUUGGUAGCAGAUCGCCGGAAGAGAUCGGAAGAUACUGGUCAGCAUUUGUUCUCUACUGCGUGCGGAGAUUGAGCACAGGCGAGGCACAGGAGGGCCAAAAGGAAGGCAGGAUUACUUUGUGUCAGAUCUUGAGAGCUUGCGAUCUGGCAAUUGUGGAUUUCUUCAACGAAUUGCCGUUGUUUCCUCUCAAGGCAGGCCAUAUUCUGACCGAUCUUUAUGGCUCUGACUGGGACAAGAGGCUUGAGUUGAAGGAAUUGCAGGAGAAUGUUACACAGUUAAUUGAUCUCAGCAAGUUCUAUGACAAGGCAUUUGGGGAGUUUUUUUCCACUUCUAACAUGAGGAGGAAAGAUCAAGAUUCUGCAGCUUCUGGCAGUGUGGGAAAUGUCCAGGACUUCUAUCGCUUUGGAUGGUUGCUAUUCUUAGCACUUCGCACGCAUGUUUUUACCCAUUGCAAAAAUUUAGUGAUAUGCACCAAAGGACUAGUCUCUAUAUUGGCCAUACUCAUUCUUCAUGUGCCUAUAGGAUUCAGGAAUUUCUCUGUCAAAGACAUGUCCCUCUUUGUUAAGCAAUCAAACGGCAGAGUGAACCUUCUUGCUUCUUUAUCUGAAAUUUAUCAUACUUCUGAAGAUGAUUUGAAGAGAUCAAUGGAAGUAACUUACUCUCUAAUAAUAGAUAUUUUGAAGAAGAAUCCGUGCUGUGCUUCAGGAUGCAAAACAGAAAAUUUAGACCACAUUGAUACAGAAGGACUGAAGGUUUUUGAGGAUUUGCUCGAGGAGAAGUCAUUGCAAUCAAGUUUGGAAAUUUUAGAAAAAGAUUAUAGUGAUUUAUUGAACGCUAAGUAUGAGCUGGAUGAACGCAUUUUCAUAAACACUGAAGAUAGUUUACUUGAUGCUAAAAACAUGUCUGGAGGCACAACUAGGUUAUUCAGCACUAAGUCGAAUUUGGAUGACUUAGCCUCUCCUGCACGGUGGGCAGCUAGCCUUUUGACUCCUCAUUCUCCUCCACUGUUAAAUGGUUCGCUCAAUUGUAACUCUAAGAUAGCUCCAACACCUGUAAGCACAGCAAUGACAACUGCGAAGUGGCUUCGAGAAUUUAUUUCCCCUCUUCAUUCCAAACCUUCAGCAGAACUUGAGCACUUCCUUACAUCUUGUGACCAAGACAUUACUAGCACUGUGACCCGAAGGGCCAACAUAAUACUGGAGGCAAUUUUUCCAAGUAGUUCUUUUGGAGAACGAUCCAUUUCUGGGAGUCUUCAGAGUGUUAACAUGACUGAAGACGUGGCAUGGGCACAAGAGAGAAAAAUGGAGGCCCUUAAGUUGUACUAUAAGGUGUUGAGGGAAAUCUGUCUAGCAGAAUCACGAUUCCUGAAUCAUAAUAAUCUUACAUCACUAUUAUCCAAUGAGCGUUUUCAUCGGUGCAUGCUUGCUUGUUCUGCAGAAUUAGUUUUGGCAACACACAAGACAGUUAUUUUGAUGUUUCCUGCUGUCCUGGAUAGAACUGGAUUAACAGCUUUUGAUAUGAGCAGGGUGAUUGAGACUUUCAUUAGAUACGAAGAGACUCUACCAAGAGAGUUAAAGAGACAUCUGAAUUCUUUGGAAGAGCGACUCCUUGAAAGCAUGGCAUGGGAGAGGGGUUCAUCGUUAUACAAUUCUUUGAUCGUUGCUAGGCCAGCUCUUGCUGCAGAAAUAAAUAGCCUGGGGCUAUUAGCUGAACCAAUGCCAUCUCUUGAUGCAAUUGGAAUGCAUCAUGAUAAUUCAAUUGCAGACUUGCUUCCUGAGCUCUCCCAAAAAGCAGUUACUUGUCCAGAUAACAGGGGCGAUGCCAGAUCACCAAAGAGACCAUGCACCGAAAACAGAAGUCUGUUUGUGCAAUGUAAUUCUACACCAACACGCAAGGAACACAUGUUGACCUUUAAUUAUCUCAAAUUCAAGACACCACCUCUCCAGUCCAAAUUUGCAAGUCCUUCCCAACCUAACCCUGCUGGAGGGGAAAUAUGUGCUGAAACAGUAAUUAGAGUUUUCUGCAAUAAAAUUCUGAAGUUAGCUGCUAUAAGGAUCAAAAGCUUGGGUGAGAAGCUACAGCUGUCUCAGCAAAUUUUGGAAUAUGUCUACCGUAUGUUUCAACAAAUCCUUUGUCAAAGGACAUCUCUUUUUUUCAACCGACACAUUGAUCAAAUUAUUCUGUGCAGCUUGUAUGGAGUUGCUAAGGUUUGUCGUGUAGAUCUGACCUUCAAGAGUAUUGUCAAUUAUUACAAGACUCAACCACAGUGUAAACCUCAUGUUGUCAAAAACAUCUUUGUCGCUGUGCCAUCAGCAAAUCGAAAUGGGAGAAUGGUCCAGGAAUAUGUGAAUAUUAUUACUUUCUACAAUCAAAUAUUUAUUCCAUCUGUAAAGCCUUUGUUGGUGGAGCUAGUCCCAGCCGGAGUUGCUGCAGAAGAUAAGAAUCAUGCUGACAGUCAAGUUCCUGGGUCACCUAAGUUGUCCUCAUUCCCAAAUCUUCCUGAUAUGUCACCAAAGAAAGUUUCUGCUGCUCAUAAUGUCUAUGUUUCUCCCUUACGACAAACAAAGAUGGAUGCUUUGAUUUCUCCGAGUUCAAGGAGUUUCUAUGCGUGCAUCGGUGAGAGCACUCAUGCUUAUCGAAGUCCAUCCAGUGACUUAACUGCCAUCAACAACCGCCUCAACGGCGGCGAUGGCAGGAAUCUUAAGGGCAGAAUAAAUUUCGACAUCGUGAGUGACUCGGUAGUCGCUCGCAUUCUCGGGAAGAACAGUUCUGCUUCCUCAGAUGCCCGUGCCACUACCAACUUGCCCAUGAAGCGUGACGAACCUGACCCCUGAAUAGCUCUCUGAUACACACAUGCCUUUAACUAGCCAAUCUAUAACCAGUACAAUAGUUUAGGUUUUUACCCAGGAGAAUCUCAAGUUUGAUUCGUGGUUUGUACAUGUGCUUACUGAUAGGUACAUAGAAAUAUAGAGUUAGCAGCUCGAGUUGUAGAAUAACCAACAGAGCUGCUGCAUGUCAUUCCCCAAUUGCUAUACACGUCCAAAGUGCGACUUAUGUAUGUUGAAUGACUGAUUUAAAUUAAUAAAUUUUUUAUUUAUUUUCUUAGGUA